AUGGCUCCUCCUCCGGCGACAGCGCACAUGGCGACAACGACGCUCAAAGUCGAGGGCAUGACAUGCGGCGCGUGUACCUCCGCGAUUGAAUCGGGCUUCCAGGGCGUGAAGGGAAUAGGAAAUGUGUCAAUAAGCUUGGUGAUGGAGCGGGCUGUCAUCCAGCAUGACCCCGAGGUCAUCACUGCGGAAGAGGUUAGGGAGAUUAUCGACGACAGGGGGUUUGACGCAGAAGUGCUCUCGUCGGAUUUACCAAUGUCGCACAGCGCAGAUGACCACUUUCUGAGCGAUUCUGAAGAUGAAGAGGAGGAGACGAUCGGAAACACCUCGACCACAACGCUUUCCGUUGGAGGAAUGACAUGCGGAGCGUGUACAUCCGCCGUGGAAGGCGCUUUCAAGGACGUGGCUGGGAUCAAGUCCUUCAGCAUAUCACUUCUCUCUGAGCGCGCAGUCAUCGAACACGACCCUACGAUCAUAUCUCCGGAAAAGCUCGCUGAAACUAUAGAAGACGUUGGCUUUGACGCGCAGGUGCUGGAUACCGUGGCCGCGACACCAGCGGCAAAGAAGAGCAGGAGCCGCAAGCAGCAGAAGACAAUGACCACGACGGUUGCUGUUGAAGGCAUGACCUGUGGCGCAUGCACAUCAGCCAUCGAGAGCGGGUUCAAGGACGUUGAGGGUGUAUACCAGUUCAACAUCAGUCUACUCGCCAACCGUGCCGUAAUCGUGCACGACCCUUACAAGCUCACCGAGGAACAGAUAGCAGAGAUUAUUGAGGACCGCGGCUUUGACGCCCAGGUUCUGUCAUCCGUCGAUGGUAGCAUACAGCAGUCGUCAACAUCGAACGCCCCAGUACAACUCAAGAUCUAUGGACUGCCCAACGCUAGCGCUGCUCAAGAGCUAGAAGGAUUACUACGAAAACGAUCCGGAAUUACCUCAGCGACAGUCAACUUCAACUCUUCAAGAGCCACCAUUCAACGAGAGCCUCAAAUCGUCGGUCUUCGAGCGAUCGUUGAGGCUGUAGAGGCAGCUGGAUACAACGCAUUAGUCGCUGAUUCUGAAGACAACGAUGCCCAACUGGAGUCCCUCGCAAAGACCAAAGAAAUCCAGGAGUGGAGAAGAGCUGUCAUCUUCUCAGCCUGGUUCGCAGUUCCUGUGUUUUUGAUAAGCAUGUUCAUCCCCAUGUUCCUGCCAUUCCUCAACUUUGGCGGUAUUCGUCUGAUACCUGGCCUCUAUCUCGGCGACGUCAUCUGCUUGGUCCUCACUAUACCUGUCCAGUUCGGUAUCGGAAAACGCUUCUAUAUAUCUGCGUACAAGUCUUUGAGUCACGGUUCUCCCACGAUGGACGUUCUGGUAGUACUGGGUACUUCAGCUGCCUUCUUUUUCAGCGUCUUCUCCAUGUUGGUCUCACUCUUGGUCUCCCCACACACCAAGCCAACGACACUGUUCGAAACCAGCACCAUGUUGUUCACUUUCAUCAGCUUAGGCCGCUAUCUUGAAAACAGUGCCAAGGGUCAAACGUCCAAGGCCCUUUCCAACCUCAUGUCGCUAGCUCCGUCCAUGACCACCAUUUACGCGGAUCCCAUCGCUGCGGCUAAAGCUGCUGAAGGUUGGGAUGUUGCUGAAGAGAAGUCGGAACGCACCUCGACUGAUGGCAAUGCUGCUGAAGAAAGGGUCAUUCCUACCGAGCUCAUCGAGGUUGGCGACGUCGUCAUUCUUCGUCCGGGUGACAAGCUUCCGGCUGAUGGCACAGUCACACGUGGAGAGUCGUACCUGAACGAGAGUAUGGUCACUGGUGAAGCUAUGCCAAUCCUCAAGAAGAAGGGCGCACCGGUCAUGGCUGGUACUGUCAACGGGAACGGACGUCUGGAGUUCAUGGUGACCCGAGCCGGCCGUGACACUCAGCUCAGUCAAAUUGUUCGCCUUGUCCAAGAAGCGCAAACGAGUCGUGCUCCCAUUCAACGCCUUGCCGACAUUGCCGCUGGCUACUUUGUCCCUAUCAUCAUCACUCUCGGCCUUGCAACUUUUGUAGGAUGGAUGGUUCUCAGCCAUGUCCUACCUUACCCACCCAAAGUAUUCCUUGAUCACGCUAGUGGCGGCAAGUUCAUGGUCUGCUUCAAGCUUUGUAUCGCUGUCAUCGUCUUUGCUUGCCCAUGCGCGCUCGGUCUUGCGACACCCACUGCUGUUAUGGUCGGUACUGGUGUUGGGGCUGAGAAUGGCAUUCUCGUCAAAGGUGGUGCUGCUCUCGAGACUGCCACAAAGAUCAACCAUGUUGUUUUCGACAAGACUGGCACGCUCACUGUUGGCAAGAUGAGUGUAUCUCAGGCGGACAUUCAGGGAGGCUGGGGUACUGCUGAUAAGAAGAACCUCUGGUGGACACUCAUUGGACUUGCGGAAAUGGGCUCAGAGCAUCCUAUUGCCAAGGCUAUCGUUCUCUCUGCCAAAGAGCAUCUUCGUCUCGGACCCGAUGGUAGUCUAGAUGGCUCAGUCGGAGACUUUGAAGCUGUCACCGGUAAAGGUAUCAUCGCAACGGUCGAAGCAGCCCUCUCCCGCGAGCGCACACGCUACAAGGUCCUCAUCGGUAACACGGCUUUCCUCACAUCCGAAGGUGUCAACGUUCCCGACUUCGUAGAAGAGCCGCUCACACCUGCGGCAAACUCCAGACCUCGAGGUGGACCCCAGAACCGAUCCGCUGGUAUCACCACGAUUCAUACCGCCAUCGGCAACACCUACACUGGUACUUUGAGCAUGUCCGACACCAUCAAACCCUCAGCCCGCGCUGCAAUUCUUGCCCUUUCUCGUCUGGGCAUAACAUCUUCGAUUGUUACUGGUGAUACCUCUGCUUCUGCCCUUGUCGUUGCAGCAGCAGUUGGUAUCGAUCCCGCAGAUGUCCACGCUUCGUCUACCCCGGCCGACAAGAAAGCUAUCAUCGAAGACCUCCAGUCUCGUGGCCAAGUCAUCGGUAUGGUCGGUGACGGCAUCAACGACUCCCCUGCGCUCGCCUCUGCCGACAUUGGUAUUGCUCUCUCUACUGGUACAGACGUCGCCAUGGAGGCUGCCUCUAUCGUCCUCAUGACCAACACCGAUCUCCUCUCCAUCCCGGCCUCCCUUGUCCUCAGCCGUGCCAUCUUCUUCCGCAUCAAGCUGAACCUGGCAUGGGCGUGUAUGUACAACUUCAUUGGUCUUCCUUUCGCAAUGGGCUUCUUCCUACCCUGGGGUCUCUCACUGCAUCCCAUGGCUGCUGGUGCCGCCAUGGCAUGCUCAUCCGUCAGCGUUGUUAUGAGCUCUCUGCAUCUCAAGUUCUGGCACAGACCUAGCUGGAUGAAGGUCAGCGUCCUUGAUCCUGGUGCGCCGAUCGAUGAGAAGGAAGCGGAGAUGGAGAAGCUGGGCCAGAAGGGAGUCUUUUCGACUCUCAAGGAUUGGCACCGAAUUCCACAUCCUACAUCCGCCCGCAGACACACAAACGAGGCCGGCCGCCGUUCACCAUGGGCAGGAAUCGAGCCGUGUCGAAUGCUUCGACGCGGAGCAGCGAGCCACCGUUACAAGAUUGUGCUGAGCAAGGAACAGGAGCUGGGGAGCAUGUAUGAUUAUUUGGCUAAGGUGGUACUGUUGGGACCCAGCGGCGCUGGCAAAUCCUGCCUCCUCCAUCGCUUCGUAAAAUCAGAAUGGCGCGUCCUCUCCAGCCAAACAAUCGGCGUAGAAUUCUCCUCCAAAAUCGUCCACAUCGCCGACCGGCGCCAACGUUCCCCCUCGUCCUCCUCCUCGCGCAAACGCAUAAAACUCCAAUUAUGGGACACAGCAGGCACAGAACGCUUCCGCUCAGUCUCACGGUCCUACUACCGCGGCGCGGCCGGCGCAAUCCUCGUAUACGACGUGAGUAGCUGGCGCAGCUUUGAGCAAUUGAAGACCUUUCUCGAUGAUGCGAGAGCGUUGGCGGGGCCGGAUAUCACGAUUAUCUUAGCGGGGAAUAAGGCGGAUGUGGAGGAUGGGAGUGUGCCUGUGGGGGUAGGUGGUGGUGGAGGAGGGGGAGGGGGGUAUGGCAGUUAUGCCAGUACACCGAGUUCAGAGUCUGGAUUACCACCGCCGACGCCGAGCUCACAGUCAAGUCGGACGCCUAGCCUAAACGCCAAUCUGCACGCGAGCUACACCGUCGCGCCUGACGGCCGCGAAGUCCCCGCCGAAACAGCGAGUAGGUGGGCGGGCCAGAAUGGUAUUCCCGUUGCGGUGGAGGUAUCUGCACUCAAUGGAGAGAACGUGGAGGAAUUGUUUACGAGGCUGGCCCGCAUGAUUCUUACGAAGAUCGAGUUGGGCGAAAUCGAUCCUGAUGAUCCGGCUAGUGGGAUUCAGUAUGGCGAUUUGGGCUGGGAUGAUGGGGGCGGGAGUGUUAGGAGUGGGUUUGGAGAUGAGGGGGUUAGGUUGAGGCGGAGAGGGGGAAAGAAGGCUGGGGCGUUGGGGGAAUGGGAGGAUGUGUUUAGGUUGGGUGGGGGUGGGGGGAGGAGGAGAGGGGGGUGUUGUUGA
This is a messenger RNA of Alternaria rosae, 4512 nucleotides long. Its product is annotated as E1-E2 ATPase-domain-containing protein. Gene Ontology annotation, molecular function: GTP binding; P-type divalent copper transporter activity; ATP binding. Gene Ontology annotation, cellular component: membrane. Bases 1 to 4512 code for a protein of 1503 amino acids. The record is from RefSeq and is a predicted model, not a curated record. The transcript has 5 exons. Gene Ontology annotation, biological process: monoatomic cation transport; copper ion homeostasis. NCBI's taxonomy places the organism in Eukaryota, Fungi, Ascomycota, Dothideomycetes, Pleosporales, Pleosporaceae.